Amphibalanus amphitrite is the source of this 1692-nucleotide messenger RNA. Its product is annotated as nucleoporin GLE1-like. Gene Ontology annotation, cellular component: nuclear pore cytoplasmic filaments; nuclear pore; cytoplasm. Gene Ontology annotation, molecular function: translation initiation factor binding; inositol hexakisphosphate binding; phospholipid binding. The coding region runs from base 19 to 1692 and encodes 557 amino acids. Gene Ontology annotation, biological process: poly(A)+ mRNA export from nucleus; regulation of translational termination; regulation of translational initiation. The record is from RefSeq and is a predicted model, not a curated record. NCBI's taxonomy places the organism in Eukaryota, Metazoa, Arthropoda, Thecostraca, Balanomorpha, Balanidae. The transcript has 10 exons.
GGUACUAAGCGGGUGACAAUGGAAGGAGUAAGGAGAUACCAAGGUGGCAGUAUGAGCGUCACUGAGCAGUUGCAGCGAACGCCGCGAGGCCGCCUGAAGUAUGAUCGACAUAGGGUCUGCCUGCAGUCCUUUGAGGACGUUCUGGAUGAGAUUCACUCCGAAAUGGAGUCCCUCCAGGUGCGCGUGGCCGUGCCGCGCUCACCGGCCGACUAUUCCUCACCGCCGAGCUUCGGUCUCGCUUCUUCUGACGACGAGGACAGUAACACGCCUCUGCACCCGCGGGUCACACGCAUGACCUGCCGCGGACCCUGGUCUCCGCGCGCUUCCGGCUCUGUCAGUAAACCCACCCGACAGAGCUUCGCCAGUGUCGGCUCCGUGACGAAAUCUCCAGAUGGGAGGAAUGAGAGUGGGGUAGAGGAAAAGUCUGAGCACAGUGUGGAGAAAGACAAUGAACAGACUGUGCGGAGGAAUAUCGAGACGAGUUUCCAGCGGAGCAGGGAGGAAGAUCAGAGUCCUGAGAGGGGUGUGGAUGAGGAAAAGCAGAAGCAGAGGACCAGCACCCCGCGGCAUGGCUCGACACCCACCCCCUUUACGCCGAGGACUUUCGACAAACUGAUCCACGAUGAGAGGCAGCGACAUCUGGAGCAGGCCAAGGCGGCGGCUCGCGCGCGACUGGCAGCUGCUGAGGAGACGGUGCGCCGUCUGCGUGAGCAGCACGAGCAGCGUCAGCGACAGCUGGCGGUUGAACAGCAGCGGCGCAGUCGUCAGCAGCACGAGCAGCGCACGAUGCAGCGGCAGCGCAGCGAGCAGCAGCUCCGGCAGCAGCAGGAGAGCAUGCGCCAGCAGCAGCAGCUCGAUGCCAAGGACCUCAGUGAGCGGGUCCAAGCGGCCGUGCAGCAGCAGCAGGCAGACGAGGAGGAGCGGCGCCGAAAAUCCGCCGAACAGCGCGCCAACCUCGACCGCAUGGUGGCUGCUCAGAAGGAGAUGCGCUCCAUCGUGUCACAGGUCUUCACCAGCAUCAAGGGCUGCGCGGACAUCUCUCGGCUGCAGGACGGUCCGGCGGCCGGUCAGGUGGAGCGACUAAAGCAGCUGCUCUCCGCCAUGGACCGGCUGUCGACCGCCCCGCCGGCCGAGCUCGAUGUACCCGAGGCCGAGCGGGCGGUCGCGGAGGCCACCGAGCUGGCACGGAAGAUCACCGCUGUUGUCGAUGAGAUCAACGCCGCCGCUCAGGCUGCCAAAGACGCCAAAGCGGCAGCGGCGGCGGCGACCGCAGCGGCAACUGCGGCGGCCGCUGCACAGCCCGUGGCCGCCCCGGUGGCCGCACAACCGAGCACAGGCCCCGGCCAGCUGGGUGACGCCGUGCUGCCGGAGGACAACACCCGCUACGAACAGGUGCAGAAGGCGGCGGCAGAGUUCCGCGCUCAGUUCGCCAGCCUGCUGGCAGACCCGGCGCUCAAAAAGUUCAAGUUUGAUUGCCAGAAAGCGGUGAACACGCCGAUAAACGCCAUCUCGCCUGUAUCGACGGCCCACCUGCGGGACAAGCUGGACAAGCUGCGUCAGCUGCUGAGGGGCCAGCCGGUGGCCGUGGCCGGAGGUCAGGUCAGCGCCGCCUCGCACCCCAACGGAGUCGCCUUCUGUCUCGACCUGGUCGCCAAAAAGUUUGUGUCGGUGCUCUACCACCGCGUCGAGUGA